Molecule: messenger RNA, 2153 nt
Organism: Cloeon dipterum
Lineage: Eukaryota; Metazoa; Arthropoda; Insecta; Ephemeroptera; Baetidae
Exons: 9
Coding region: 254-1762 (502 amino acids)
Biological process (GO): mitotic cell cycle
Source: RefSeq, a predicted model, not a curated record
GAACGAACGAACGACCGUUUGCGUUUGUGUGUUGUGAGUUAGCGUUGCCCUCAUCGAUGGUCGCGUGAGGUGUGAAAGAUUUUGAGUCUUCACUGCUUAAGACAGGAGCCAAGUAGUCCAGUGUCCGGUGGAUUAUGUAGAAGAUUCCUCUCCGCGAUUGAAUAUGAUGGAAAUCGUGUGAUUCCUCUUUUACAUAUCGACGAAACCAGGCAUUCAUAACAACCUUGACUCGAGAAUCUCAAACAACAACUACAUGAUGAUAAGACGCAAAUGGCAGCGUGUUGGAAAGACCAGGAAGUUCGUUCAGGUGAUGGAAGUGCCUCCUUGGGAGCAGGAUUUUGCUCACGAUACCAUUCGCAUCAACCCUGAGGAGGAGAAGCUGAAGAGAACGGCCGAGGCGAUCCGACUCAGGCAGGCAGGGUUCGUCAGGAGGACCAAGACGCCCAACCUGGUUAUUAACCAUGAGCUUCUCAAAGGAAAAGUGAUUUACGUCGACAGUCAGCUCGUUAAAAGUGAGCACAAAGAAAAGUUUCUCAAUCGGAAGGAGAUAACAGAAGGCAUCGUGAGUCAGUUAGAGAAAAUGGGAUCAACAAUAAGCAGCUCCUUGACAAAAAAAGUGAAUUACAUUCUCUUUAUGAAUGGGAGGUACAGCACGUAUCAGUUUUCUCAAAAGCAUUCCAUCCCCAUGGUGUCGAGCGGGUGGAUCGAGGAGUGUAAGAAGCAAAACGCCAUCGCCUCCCAUGUCAAAUUCGCGGCCCAUGUUCCUGACAACUUCCGCAACCCUGUAGCACCAAGGAAGUACAAGAGAACUUACACUGUCGAUCAUUUGGAGAUGUUGAGUGAGAAGAGGAAAAAGAGACAGAAGACUGCUGAUGAUUCCAAAAAGCCUACCAACGAAAGAACUGUUAACUCUAAGAAGACUGAAAAGACUGAUGCCAAGAAACCCUUAACCAAAGAAAAAGAGAAGUCCUCCGCGACCAGCGUCCCUAGGAAAAGAGGCAGACCAAAGAAGGAGAGAAAGGAAGAAACAAAGAAAGAGAGAAAGGAAGAGAAAAGAGAAGAGGCUGUCGCUCCUCCGGCAAUGAAAAUCCCAGCACGAAGGCCUCGUACCAGAAGCAUAACCCAGGCAGACGCUGAAUGUGAGAGUCUGCCGCCAUCCGCAUACAGGCCGAUCCCCAAGUAUAUCGCCGUCGCUGGCUUGAACGCUGAGCAGCAUGCCCUGGUGACCAAAGCAGUCGAGACUCUGAAGGCCAGCUACCUCUUCAGCGGUGCGGCCAACGAGAAAGCAACCCAUCUCGUCUGGGGCGGAGGCAGGACCGUCAACCUGCUCAAGGGAAUCGCCUAUGGCUGCAGGAUUGUUUCUUUUAGAUGGAUAGAAGAGUCUAUCAAAAAUGGUGCUUGGUUACCAGUCUGCGAUAAGUUCGUUCCCAAGCAGUACGCUGAGAUUGACUGCGAAAUCCAGCGGCAGCGGAAUCGUUACGGCGCGCUAUUCCGGUGUCAACUGCUGCAGGCGAUGGGCCCGAUCUACGUAAACGCAGGCGUGAAAAGCUGCAAACCUGAAGACAUGAAGACUCUAGUUAGACUGUGCGGCGGCACCCUGGUGCACAACCUGCAGGACGCGAAGCUGGUGCUGGGUCCGCCUCCGGACAAGCUGGUGCUGUCCACCACUACCUACGUGAAGGAGCAGUGGCUCUACGCGGUCAUCUGCAACUACAGAGUGCUGCCUCUCAAGCCGUUCUUCUACGAGCCGAACCAGGCGUGAACCAAAUCGUUAAUAAUUUGUUUUAUCUCCAGAGACAAGAAGUGUUUCGCGAGUGAUCAAGCUGAAAAGUGUGGUAAUCAAAGCAGGCAAUAGUGAAAGUCUAUUCAUUACUUUUAAACGUGGUUUAUUGGAUCUGGUGCUGCACAAUAAAACGGAUGUGGAUUCCGUUCGAUUCAAAGUCAAAAUGAUAUUCACUUAAGAUCCUAUGUACAAAAAUAGAUUUCCGCGUAUUUAUUUAUGCUCCAGAGUCAGUAAAAUAAUAAUUAAUUUAUUGCUGUGAAACUUGUUUUCUGCUAAAUGUUAAAUCGGUUUGAAAAUCUUGUUAUGUUUAAGGAGACUAGACUUGUUUGAGUUUUCACAAAUAAAACUUGGCAAAAUUCCAAACAUCCAA